Molecule: messenger RNA, 2514 nt
Organism: Apis dorsata (giant honeybee)
Lineage: Eukaryota; Metazoa; Arthropoda; Insecta; Hymenoptera; Apidae
Gene: pnt
Product: ETS-like protein pointed
Exons: 11
Coding region: 57-2306 (749 amino acids)
Biological process (GO): regulation of transcription by RNA polymerase II; cell differentiation
Cellular component (GO): nucleus
Molecular function (GO): sequence-specific DNA binding; DNA-binding transcription factor activity, RNA polymerase II-specific
Source: RefSeq, a predicted model, not a curated record
GAGAAAAUUAUGGAGAAUAAUUGAGAUAAUUCUGUAAGGAAAAAAGCUCUAGAGUUAUGCGUGACAUCCGUUUAGAUACGAGCAACAGGCACGAUAUUUCUUGCAUUUUAGAGCAACAGAGGCGAAUGGAAAAAGGAAGAAUUGGUUGGAAGAGCAAAAUGGAUAUGGAAUCCCUGUACGACUACGGGGAGGAGGAACAGGAUUUCUACGAGGAGAGUCCUGGUACCAGGAAAGGUUACCCGAUCGAUCACAGAUCCAUCAAGCGGGAUGCUAGAGGCGUGGGCAGUUAUCUGGGAGGCGGCAGCAUUAGCGACGGUGGCGGCAUGUUGACGGGUAUGGCGAAGUUGAUGAAACAAGAGCUGGCCUCUGACGCCGAGGAAGAGGGCCUGGUGCCUGCCCUCUCCGGCAGGUUCACCUCGAUGCGGAAAGUGCCCUCUCUCUCCGACCUAUCCGAUCCAGAGAGCUCCUUGGAUAUACCGGCACAAGUGCCGCCGUUAACACCUGGGACCAACAAGAAGAUGACCGAGGCCCUGGAGGCCUCUUUCGCCUCCUGGGAGAAGGAACGAGUCCGCCUCAACAUAACCAAAGGUGAGUGCCGCCUUUUUUCCUUCCUUUUCUUCUUCUUCUUCUUCUUCUUCUUCUCUCGAUACACGAUAUAUCCCAAUCUCGCGGAAAACGUUCCUUUCUUUUUUUCUUUUCUUUUUUUCUCUCUUUUUUUGCUCCCUUCUCUUUAUGCGCGUUUCAUGGCGUACAGGUUUCUCGACGAUGCGGCGAUGUGCAAGAAUUGUGAAUGUGAUGUUGAUGGUUCUGAUGGGGAGCCGAUGCCACACAUCCGGCGGAAAAUGGUGGCAGAACUGAGGAAAGUUUGUUCCGUUUUCCAUCCAGAUGUCGACGCGGCGAAGGCCUCUCUGGAGAACGUGGCGGGCAACAUGUACGAAAGCGUAUGCGUGCCAGAUUUAGGUGAUUUCUUGGGAUACCAGAGCGGCGGCGGCGGUGGUCAUCAGGUCGCGACGCCGGAACACAAGAGUCCAGCGACGCCAGCGAGUUCCGCAACCUCGAACUCGUCGGGCCCGCAAAACGGCGGAAACCAAGCGGGGGCCCCGUUGCAACCACCUUCCGCCUCGGUCUCUCUGCCCUCGAGACAGUAUCAUAACGAUGGAGGUUACAAUCAUUUACGCAGUCCCGUGUGCCAAGACGAGAAUCAGAGGGAUGAAACCUCGCCGCCACCCCAUAGCCAUAACACUCAAGCGCCCAACUCUCAUUCCAGUACUCCGAAUAGCAACAAUAACAAUAACAAUAACAAUAACGCGAACAACGCGUAUAUACAUCUACGGAACUUAAAUCAGCUCAAAACGGAGUCGAACUACAGCAAUCACCAUAUAACGGAACACCUCCAAGGGGGUGGAGCAGGUUUGACGAGCGGCAACGAUCUCGCGGGUACAGGGACCAACGAGAGCGAUUUAAGGGUUAGCCAAGCCGCCACGGAGAGCUACAUGACUCCGGCAAAUUAUUCCGGAUACGAUGAAGCCUCCGAGUAUCAUAGCCUGCCGCAGGAUCAUCAACCGCCGCAUCCUUUUAAUCUCGACGGCUCGCCGGAAUUUUACAGCACCAGUGGAAUUCAUCUCGAGCCCAAGUAUCAGCAAUCGCCUUUUAAAAAUUAUCCUCGAGGUCGAUACCACGAGGGAUACAGUGAGAGCGGUGGAUACGGGCAAUACGACGCGACGCCAUUCCAAACGGUUCCUGGAAGCGGAAGCGGAGGUGGAGGUGGUGGCGUUGGGGGUGAUCAAUGGGGAGUAGGCCCUCUCGAGCACUUGUCGCAUCAUCCGGCAUUCCUAGCCGGUCUUGGUCCAAGGGACUCUUCCAAUCCUCAUCAUCCCUCGUCUAUAGGAAAUAAUCCUGAUCAGAAGCCUCUGUUGCAGAGCGCGAUGAUCCCUGGUUAUACGAGCAGUGGACCUUGCUUUACCGGUUCCGGUCCCAUUCAACUUUGGCAGUUUCUGUUAGAGUUGUUAACAGAUAAAUCAUGCCAAGGCUUUAUCUCGUGGACCGGCGAUGGCUGGGAGUUUAAGCUGACGGAUCCAGAUGAGGUGGCACGUCGCUGGGGCAUCCGCAAGAACAAGCCUAAAAUGAAUUACGAGAAGUUGAGCCGUGGUCUUCGUUAUUAUUAUGACAAGAAUAUUAUACAUAAAACAGCCGGCAAACGAUACGUUUACCGUUUUGUCUGUGACUUACAGAGUCUCUUAGGAUACAGUCCAGAAGAACUCCACGCAAUGGUAGAUUUGAAGCCAGAGAAGAAGGAAGAAGACUGAGUUUUUGUUAUGAGACGUGUUUGAGGACUGUGUCGUUUUGUUAAAUGAAAAAAAAAAAAAAAAAAAAGAAAGGAAAAAGGAAUACGAAUAAUUCCUUGGUAUCGCACUGGAACAAAGCUAAAACUGAUAAUGUAACAAACAAUGUGAAAUGAAACGAAGAAACGAGUAACUGGUGUAUUGUUAAACGAAAGAAUUCUUCUAAUGGCUA